GCUGGAAACUGUAUCCGGCGGCUCCUUUAAGAAUGAGGGAUCUGGGACUGAGUGACGCGGCAAUGAAAUCCAGUUGAUCCUUCGCUCGCUUUGCAGCGAAAAGUAUUUGUGCCACCGCAAAGUAGCUGGCGCUGGAGAUCCGUAGCGUUAGCGCUUUGUUCAGCGUUGCGCGUGAAUGUGGGAAAAGAAAAGACUCGCCACCUUUUAUCCUAUUUUGGACAUCUGUUACUCUUGUAAGUUGGGAUAACUUUUCAGCCUAAUAGAGUGGAGUGGCAGGAGAGCUGGGAACAUGGACUGGGGCACUGAGCUUUGGGACCAAUAUGACAUCAUUGAUAAACACACACAAUCUGGGCUGGACCUGGUGGAGAAAUAUGUGAAGUUUGUAAAGGAGCGAACAGAGAUCGAACAGAAUUACGCCAAGCAGCUAAGGAAUUUAUCUAAGAAAUACAGCCCUAAACGAGGGAGCAAAGAAGAGCAGGAAUGCAGGUUCUCCAAUCACCAGGCCUUUCUGGACAUCCUGAAUGAGGUGAACGACUAUGCGGGCCAGAGGGAGCUGAUCGCUGAGAACAUGAUGAUCAAUAUCUGCAUCGAGCUCACAAAGUACCUGCAAGAGCUCAAACAGGAGCGCAAGAUGCAUCUGUCAGAAGCCAAGAAAGCACAACAGUAUCUGGAGGGCACCUACAAGCAGCUUGACAAUAGUAAAAAGCGAUUUGAGAGGGAGUGGAGAGAAGCAGAGAAGGCUGCUCAAUAUGCAGAGAAAACAGAUCAGGACCUCAAUGCCACCAAAGCUGACGUGGAGAAGGCCAAACAGCAGGCUCAUAUGCGAACGCACAUAGCAGAGGAGUGUAAAAACGACUACGCUUCACAACUUCAAAAGUACAACAAAGAACAGAAUCAGUUCUACUUCACGGACAUGCCUCUUAGUUUCAAUAGGCUGCAGGACAUGGAUGAACGACGUAUCAAAAAGUUGGCGCAGGGUUACGUCCUGUUUGCAGACACGGAGCGUCACGUCAUGCCCAUCAUCGGGAAGUGUCUGGAGGGCAUAGCCAGAGCUGGCACGAAUGUCAACGAGAGGAAUGACUCUGUGGUUCUUAUAGAGCAACACAAGUCUGGCUUCGAGAGACCAGGAGAUCUGGAGUUCGAGGAUUACAGUCAGGGCAUAAACCGGGCCUCCUCGGACAGCAGCCUGGGCACUCCUAAAGGUCCUCUAGAGCUGCUGGGCAAGAACAAGAAUAAAACAUUCCGGUUGUUCAAUAAGAAGAGCAAGCUCCCCUCGUCUUCACUCAGUCCUUUCUCCACAACCCCCACCCCCUCGCCCGCUAACGGACCACCCUCCCCUAAGUUUGGCCGGGACCCCCUGUCGUACUGUUUGAUGGAAAUCAAUAAGACAGUCAAACCUCGAAUCUCUUCCUUCCGGACCCUCAAGAGAACGCCUGUGGACUCUGAGGGCUUCACCCAUCUUCCUCCUGAGCAGCGCAGGAAACGCUUGCAGCAGAAGAUAGAUGACAUCAGCAAGGAGCUGCAGAAGGAAAUUGAUCAGAGUGAGGCUCUGGGUAAAAUGAAAGAUGUCUAUGAAAAGAACCCUCAGAUGGGAGAUCCUGCCAGUCUGGCACCUCAGAUCACUCAGACGGCACAAAACAUGGAAAGACUGAGAGGAGAACUCAACAAAUAUGAGUCCUGGCUCGCAGAAGCAGGGGGCCGAGGAGACUCGAUACGAUACUCGACACACUCUCUGAACAAUAACGGUGCUCAUAACCCCAACAGUCCUGGAGCUAUCUCAGAUGACACUGACUCCUCCCAGGCCAUCUACACUGAAUUUGAUGACGAAUUUGAGGAAGAGGAACUCGCCGCACCUAUUGGUCAAUGCACAGCACUCUACAAUUUCCCAGGCUCCAGUGAGGGAACCAUCUCCAUGCAAGAAGGGGAGGUGCUGUUUGUAGUGGAGGAGGAUAAGGGCGACGGGUGGACGCGAGUGCGGAGGAACAACGGGGACGAAGGCUACAUCCCUACUUCUUAUGCUACCAUCACGCUUAAUAAAUGACCUCAUCCCCUUUCCACCCGCUGCAGCAGAGAUGCACUAUACCAAACACUAUGAGUAGCUUCAGAUUACCACUCAUUAUGUCCCAACAUGGCUUGCUGCUCCUCUUAGAGGGAUAAUUUAGGGGGGAAUCACUGCACAAUGGGCUAAUACACUCCUCCUCUAAGGAUGAAUGAGUAUCUCAGGGUGUGUAUUAUGUGAGUAAAUGAGGUAGAGAAGGUUUGAAUAAUUUUUCUCCUUAUUUUGCAUGGAAAACAGUGCAGCAGGGUGCCAUGUACACACAGCUAUUGCUCAACAGACACAUCAGUUCCUGUGGUGACUCUGUCUGAUGGUGACUUUUGAUAGCAGUCUAUCAUCAGAGCUGAGAUAUUUUGUCUGACCAUGAUCCACUCAACGUGUCCUUCACUAAGAUCUUCCAUCUGCAACUUGAUGAUGUGAUUCCACGUCUGGAGCAAAAAGCAUAACUAUCUGCGCUGGGAGAAAUCCAGCAGCGUUUUAACUUGAAGUAUUUGCUUUGAUGAUCUGAGUGGCCAAAAAUUACGUUUUACAGCAGUAAGUGUUACAUAUGCUUCCCUAAAUGUGCAGUAACAUGAAAUGUACAGUAACGAGUCAAUAAGACCUAAAGAUUUUGUGUAUAGAAAAUACUGAGCGCCCAAGUAAUAUUAAGUAACUCCGUUUUUUUUUUCUUUUUUCUUAAGACUGUUACACAAACACACAAAUUUAAAUACUGAGCAGUACAAAAUUAUGACAAUCAAAGUCUCAAAAUCUGCAGAAAAAAGCCACACUUCUCUAAGAAUAUGUAGUACAAUAAAUAGUUUGUUGAAAUUAAAGAAUAUAAUUUAUUGAGUAUAUAAAUAAGUGUUUGUAUAAUGAAUAAUCAAUCACAUUUAUAUAAGAGGUGACUGCACACAUUUGCUAUUUCAGAUAGAUCAACAAUGCACAGUGUACGCGCAACUAAGAAAAACUAUUUUAGGUGACAAAAGCUAAUUUAGGAGUUUCAUAUUUAAAUAUAUGAAAUAAUAUAUUUUAGGCAUCACAACACCACUAUUGUCUUAUUAGCUUUUUAUUCAUGAUGAAUAAAGAUUGUAUAGUUAAAAAUAGAUUUCUAAAUGCAAGGGUUCAAGCCUCUGUGUUCAGCAUUUGUUUUGUUUGUCUUUGAUUCAAUCCAAGGCAGAACUGUUCAUGUUUGGGUAAGUCAAGGUGCCUUCAACUUUGUGUAUGUACCAUACUCAGAAUUCACUAUUUUAUUGCCUUUAUAAAUGUCAAGCACAUUUCCAAGUUGA
Sinocyclocheilus anshuiensis is the source of this 3321-nucleotide messenger RNA. RefSeq names its product thyroid hormone receptor interactor 10a (gene trip10a). Gene Ontology annotation, molecular function: protein binding. The transcript is spliced from 15 exons. Gene Ontology annotation, biological process: signal transduction. Bases 290 to 2041 code for a protein of 583 amino acids. Lineage: Eukaryota; Metazoa; Chordata; Actinopteri; Cypriniformes; Cyprinidae. The record is from RefSeq and is a predicted model, not a curated record.